Molecule: messenger RNA, 1349 nt
Organism: Oppiella nova
Lineage: Eukaryota; Metazoa; Arthropoda; Arachnida; Sarcoptiformes; Oppiidae
Source: the annotation of a GenBank genome assembly
CACAUUUAUAUAAAAGUUAACACAAAUUCAGAAAUCAUAUUACUUUUGUAAACCUAAAGUCCAUAUACCAAUCAAACAUGUAUUUAAAACUAGUUGUGACCCUAAUAUCAGCGCAAUGUCUGUACGGGUGGACAGACGAUGGCCAGGCAUUGACACCACCGAUGGGUUUCGUGUCGUACACUGCUUUCGAUAACGACGAGAAUUGUGACAAAUAUCCCAAUGAAUGCGUUAAUGAAAAGCUGUAUAAAGAUAUGGCCGACAGACUGGUCGCCGACGGCUUUAAGGACUUGGGCUAUGAGUACAUCAAUAUAGACGACCGAUGGAGUGAAGUGGAAAGGGAUUCCCAGACCCGCCGACUCGUGCCCAACAAAAAGCGAUUCCCCAAUGGUAUCAAAGCAUUGACUGAUUAUAUGCACUCAAAAGGCCUUAAAUUUGGUAUCUAUGGGGACAUCGGAAACCUAACCUGUAGCGGCGUAUACCCUGGUCUUAAUAACCACACGCCGGGAGGGAAAGACUACUUCGAUGUGGACGCCCAGACAUUCUCGGAAUGGGGGGUCGACUCAUUCAAAGUGGACGGUUGUUACGAAGACACCAAAAAAUACGAUACUUUAUACCCAAAGUUGGCUCAGGCUAUGAACGCCACGGGUCACAAGAUGUUGUUGGUGUGCGAGUGGCCAUUCUUCCAGUACGUGUUCAGUGGUAUUAAUCCUGAUUACGACGCCAUCGCUAAGACGUGUCACGCGUUUCGUAAUUAUAAGGAUAGUAUGGACUCUGGUAUUAAUCCUGAUUACGACGCCAUCGCUAAGACGUGUCACGCGUUUCGUAAUUAUAAGGAUAGUAUGGACUCGUGGGCCAGUAUUGACGAGAUUAUCCAAUAUUACGGUCAAUACAACGAUUUAUUCAUUAAACACAGCGGACCGGGACAUUGGGCUGAUCCGGAUGAGCUAUCAAUAGGCAACUCCGGGCUGUCUUGGCAUCAAAGUCGUACCCAAAUGGCGAUGUGGUGUAUGUGGUCGUCACCACUACUCAUGUCCACUGACAAUUCUGUUAACUUUGGCCUUAAGAGCGAUUCUCUCACUAACCGCAUUCCUAAGAUAAAGAAAGACUCGUUGUCCAAACCCACUUUGGCCAUCUCGGACACCACUUGCCGGUCACCAGAAUACAGUAGUAUGUCACACAAAGUGUCGGAACUGAUCAAAGUGUCCGCCAAAGAGACCAAAUAUGAAGUGCACGACCUGUUUGUUGAUGAGGGCAAAGAGGUGUUGGGCACUCUGGGUAUAAAUGAUAUGCUGGAGCUAUUAGUUCAUACAUCGGGUGCCGUUAGAGUUGUUAAGCUAUUAGUCAAAUAA